AUGUCGCAUAAAAAAGCUGUAGAAGCACUAAAUCGAACGCUCCAGGAUUUGCGCAGCAAUACCGAUGUAAUGGGAGGAAUAGUGGUUUUACUGUCUGGUGACUUUCGCCAAACUUUACCUGUCAUUCAAAAGGGCACAACUGCAGAUGAAAUUAAAGCAUGCCUCAAGUCGUCUAUUUUAUUGAACAAGGUGAUAAAAUUCAGUUUAACUACGAAUAUGAGAGUGCAUUUGUAUAAUGAUAUCAAUCCUGGAAACUAUGCUAACACACUAUUAAAAAUUGGCGAUGGACGGUUGGAAACGGAUGCUGAGGGCUGCGUUAAAUUGACGAGAGAUUUUUGUAAUUUAGUACAGAGUCAUUCCGAAUUAAUUGCGAGCGUUUAUUCAGAUUUAACGAACAACAUGCAUGAAGACAAACGGUUAUGUGAAAGGGCGAUUCUUGCAUCAAAAAAUGAGAGCGUUAACAAAAUAAAUUCAGAUAUAUAA
This is a messenger RNA of Parnassius mnemosyne (clouded apollo), 483 nucleotides long. The record is from the annotation of a GenBank genome assembly. NCBI's taxonomy places the organism in Eukaryota, Metazoa, Arthropoda, Insecta, Lepidoptera, Papilionidae.